AUGACCUGGACUCGUGAAAGAACUCUAAGCAAACACAGCAGCAUUGCGAGUCACACGGCUGAUGUUUGUGGGAAUGAGGGCGCAGAAAAUAACAAUACGAAAGAUCUGAUCAACAAUAGAACCAACAGCUCCAACAUUUCGUCCGAAAACACUCACUUCACUUUCAUCACCCAAGCACUCCAAUCCAACCUUGACUCCACCAUGGUAGAUGAAAGAACCCUGAACAUAUAUGACCUCGUCAAGGAGACCAGUGAGAACUCAUGGAUCAUCAACAAGGGGGCCUUGAUAACCCGACACUAUUCGAAACCGGCCCAACCCUACUGGGAAGACGGCGAAGGUGCCUUCUUCACCAUGGAAGAAGCCCUAGACCCGAGACCAUUUACUCGGAGGAUUUCCGAUUCCUGUCCCAUCACCGACGCUUGCAAAAUGUCGACACAUAGCUGGGGACUCUUCAAGAUUGGUCAAGCUUACCUCAACGUCGCCCCGAACUUUGGAGCACAACAACACAACACAUUGGCGGCUUUGGCAAAGAGAUCUUUUGACUUCAUGAUACCUACUGAAUACUGCCAUGGGGUAUACGGUCUCUACUAUUACAUCGUCCACAGCAUCCUGCCGGGCAAGUCGAUUGCCGAGGUCUUACCAAAGAUAGACGAUGACGCCGUGAAGGCAGGGUGGGGGCAACAGAUAGCAGAAGCCUACGACCAACUGUCCAAGUGGCAUGGAGAUCGUAUUUGCGGCGUUGACGGCGGGAACCUGGGGUCCUUCUUUACUACCAAAACCGGCCGAUGGGACAACUUCAGUGAUUAUGCCUCCGAGAAGAUGCAAAAGAACUACGAGGAGGUGGGCCUAGACUGCUCCGAAUUCGUCUUCGCUCAUAACCACAUGAUGCCGCUUGCAUUCAUGCUUGAUGAGAGCAACAAACUAAUCGGAAUCAACUUUUGGAGCGAUGCUGGCUUCGUUCCUAAGGACCUUGUUCGUACCGUUACGCGCAGCCAAAGUUUUCGCGAAUCUGUCGUCAUGUGUAAGGAGUACAAUUGGACUCCAAAAGACACUUGGCAGUGGCAGAGAUGGAUUGACAAUCCACUCGGGGAGAUGGGAUUCCGAGAGUUUUGGUACGCGAUGCAGGUCUGGAGAUUGCCCGAUGACCACCCCGACAAAGCCAUGCGGCCCUCCUGCAACACCAAGAUCAACCUUUUAUGUCUGUCUGAGUGCAUUGGUGAUCAUGUCGCAUGGAGUUUAAAUGUUGUCGACCGUUAUAAAGCCGAGAUUUCAUAUCACAAUGUCACAGGCCCAGCAAAGGCACAUGUAGCGCAAAUAUCGCACACUCUAACCCAUGAAUCACCCGCCUGCCUGACCGCCACCACGCCUCUCAUUGCCAAACACUUAGACUCGUCUAGCAAUAGACUUGAAGACUAUGAAGACGUUGAAGAUGACGACGAGGAGAGUGACGACGACGGUGGCAAAGAACACGAAGACGGUGACGACAAGUGUAGUGAGGGCAAGGAAGAUCGCCUCUUCGAAGUUGGUGUUAUGCUUGUCUUUGGAGUCCCCAUCGCUACCGUCACUGUCGUCGCUACCGCCGUUGUCGUCGCUACCGUCGCUAUCAUGGUCCUCAUCUUCUUCUGA
Molecule: messenger RNA, 1626 nt
Organism: Fusarium pseudograminearum CS3096
Lineage: Eukaryota; Fungi; Ascomycota; Sordariomycetes; Hypocreales; Nectriaceae
Exons: 6
Coding region: 1-1626 (541 amino acids)
Source: RefSeq, a predicted model, not a curated record